AUGACAGAAACAAAGAUGCAACUGGAGGACUGGCUAGAUGACUUGUGCGUCCGCUUCAUUAUAAACCUGCCCCGUGAGGAACUGGAAUCGGUUGAGCGAAUAUGUUUCCAAGUCGAAGAAGCACAAUGGUUUUACGAAGAUUUCAUCCGGCCGUUAGACCCAGCCCUCCCUUCGCUUUCACUGAAGGCUUUCGCCUUGCGGAUUUUCCAGCAUUGUCCGCUUAUGGCCAACUGGUCUCGAUAUCAUCAUAUGACUGCCUUUUCUGAGUUCCUUGCCUAUAAAACUCGCGUUCCUGUUCGUGGAGCAAUCAUGUUGAACCAAGAAAUGGAUCAGGUUGUUUUAGUCAAGGGCUGGAAGAAGGGCGCUAACUGGAGUUUCCCUCGGGGGAAAAUCAACAAGGACGAAAAAGAUCUUGACUGCGCGAUCCGGGAGGUAUAUGAGGAAACUGGAUACGACGUACGAGAGGCGGGCUUGGUCCCGAACGAUGAAAACGUCAAGUUUAUUGAGAUCACUAUGCGCGAGCAGCAUAUGAGGCUGUAUGUAUUCCGCGGUGUGCCCCAAGAUGCGUAUUUCGAGCCUCGCACAAGGAAGGAGAUCAGUAAGAUUGAGUGGUGGAAGCUAUCGGAUCUGCCGACCCUGAAAAAGAGCAAGCAGUUUGAUCAGGGACAGGCAGCUGCCAACGCGAACAAAUUCUACAUGGUCGCGCCUUUCCUGCAUCCACUCAAGAAAUGGAUUGCACAGCAGAAGAAGCUGGAUCCGAGGACGAAUUCAGACUCGAACCAGGUCCUGGUCGACGGGGAGAUAUCUAUGGACGAGAACUAUCAAACCAGUAAUGCCAAUCAUGUGUCGAGCCAAGUAUCUAUGGAAGCAGCCGUUCCCAGCGACUUGCCAGAAGUGGCAGCAUCUCACGAUGCAUCUGCACACCUCAAGCGACUCCUUAACGUCAAUCCCAGCCUUCCUACACCAAAACCUGUUCAAGCUUCAUUCAAUGCCGAUCCAAAUGUAUCUAAAUCUCACGCUCUUUUGGAACUUCUAAGGAGCGGCGCUUCCACGAAUCCUCCACCAGGGGCUUCCCAGCUGCCAAGGGAUGGACCGCAUAUGGCCGACCCUUUCUCUGGAUUCUUUCCUGGCUUUCCUCAGCAAUUCGAGCGGGUGGAGAAAUCAACAAGGGCAGCACCUCCUUAUCCUGACUACCCUCCAUUUCCAUUCUCUACAGCGAAUCAACAUGCACCUCAAAUGCCGCAAAGUUUCCCAGCAGCCCACAGUCAGGGACUUUCGGCCGGCUACACAGGCCCGUUCAACUCAUCUCACCAACUUCCCACCACAUCACGGCUAUUUCCGCCUGGAUCCUAUUCGGAACAGGCUCCAGCACUGGCACCCUAUCAACGAACGGGCGAUCCUCAGUUCUCUCAAUCGACUCAGCCACGCCAAGUUCAAGGAGCAGCUGUGCCGCCUGCUAGCAAACUGCCUCCACCAAAGCUUAACAGUCACUCGUUGGCACUCCUAAGCGUCUUCAAGGAUGAGAAGAAGCAAACUCCUAAAGCUUCCCAUGCAAGCCUAGUGCCGCAGGCUGAGGUGUCUCAAAACAAUGAGCGCAAGCCUUCCCUCCAUCAAGAUCAAUUGCUCAGCUUGCUGAAAGGAUCCCCCGGUCCAACAAGCUCGCAACCGGCUUCAAAACUAGUGGAACUGUCGGCUCAUCCUGCCUCGCCCGGUAAGAAGCAGAUUCUACAACGUCCCAAUGCUGCGUCAAAUCCUAGCCAGCAGGCUCGUCAGACAGGAAAAGGUCCUUUGACAUCUGCCACGGUUUCUGGCCCUUUGAACACGCCGCAAUUUGAGGCUAUCCCGAAGCCGUCUAUCAGAAAAAGGAACGAGUCAAAGCGUCAAACAAGCCGAGACAGACAAACGCAACCUUUAGCUUCACCAAUCACGAUCCUACCCAGACCGCAGAGUGCUAAAAGGGAGCAAAUGCCUAGUUCAGCUCCGACGCCUCCAGCUCAAAUAACUGCGAGCCCCCGCUCUCGGUCCAACAAGGCAAAGUCUCCUUCGCCUCAAAAAACGUUCCAACCACAGAUUCUACGUCGAUCGGAUAAGGUAGAUAUUUACGGGCUACUGCCAAUACGACCGAAGGAGAUGGAAGAUAGCAGUCAACCAAUUAGUCUUGCUGAAGCUUCUGGGGCCAAGGCGGUUCCGAACUCGCAGGCUGAUACUUAUCGACGGCCAAGCCAGACACCUGCGCAGAGAGAAGCACUACUCUCCCUCUUCGGCAAAUCUGGACCGUCUCCCAAACAUUCGCCUGCGGAGUUGAACCUGCAAACUUCUUUGCCGAAACAUUCGGCUACCCCUUCCGUUGUCAGCCCACUGACACCGCACCAUCAACCGGCUGGCAGCGAACCCUCCAAUAGUGACCGAGUUGCGUCCCCUGCAAAUAAAGCAUUUUUACUUGGAUUUUUGGAAGGAGUCGCUAAAGGGAGCAAAUGAGUUGUUUGAUUGAUAUUGCUGAGCUGCAUAUGUCUGUGUUCUAGAUCUGACAUAGUACGAUUAUACGUUAACAGAGAUCGCCUUCAUUAUAGUUUCAAA
Molecule: messenger RNA, 2577 nt
Organism: Aspergillus nidulans FGSC A4
Lineage: Eukaryota; Fungi; Ascomycota; Eurotiomycetes; Eurotiales; Aspergillaceae
Product: decapping enzyme complex catalytic subunit DCP2
Exons: 2
Coding region: 1-2478 (825 amino acids)
Biological process (GO): nuclear-transcribed mRNA catabolic process, nonsense-mediated decay; deadenylation-dependent decapping of nuclear-transcribed mRNA; mRNA catabolic process
Cellular component (GO): cytoplasm
Molecular function (GO): 5'-(N(7)-methylguanosine 5'-triphospho)-[mRNA] hydrolase activity; metal ion binding; hydrolase activity
Source: RefSeq, a predicted model, not a curated record